AUGGAGCAGGAUCCAGAGAGCACCCAAUUUACCCAGACCCAGCGAGUUACAGUUUUGAGACAGGUGGUUCAGGUGAUUGGGAAGUGUUGCAGAUUAUCUCCUGCUGCAUACUACGCCCAGAGGAUGAUCCAGUAUCUCUCACGGAGAGACAGUAUCCGCCAGCGCUCUAUGCGCUACCAACAGAACCGUCUCCGUUCUUCCACCUCCUCCUCUUCCUCAGACAACCAGGGCCCAUCAGUAGAGGGAACCGACUUGGAAUUUGAGGACUUUGAGGACAAUGGUGACAGAUCCAGGCACCGAGCUCCACGCAAUGCCCGGAUGUCUGCACCUUCACUUGGACGCUUUGUCCCGAGGCGUUUUUUGCUGCCUGAGUACUUGCCUUAUGCUGGGAUUUUUCAUGAACGUGGACAGCCUGGUUUGGCUACUCACUCUUCUGUUAACAGGGUCUUGGCAG
Galeopterus variegatus (Sunda flying lemur) is the source of this 454-nucleotide messenger RNA. Its product is annotated as activating molecule in BECN1-regulated autophagy protein 1-like. NCBI's taxonomy places the organism in Eukaryota, Metazoa, Chordata, Mammalia, Dermoptera, Cynocephalidae. The record is from RefSeq and is a predicted model, not a curated record. The annotation marks the transcript as partial. The transcript has 5 exons.